Molecule: messenger RNA, 1493 nt
Organism: Astyanax mexicanus (Mexican tetra)
Lineage: Eukaryota; Metazoa; Chordata; Actinopteri; Characiformes; Acestrorhamphidae
Product: zinc finger protein 239-like
Exons: 2
Coding region: 1-978 (325 amino acids)
Source: RefSeq, a predicted model, not a curated record
AUGGCGUUUAAAACCUCCUUGCCCUGCAGUGACUGCUCAGACUGUGGGAGGAGUUUUAAUCAACAGAGUACACUCAAAAUACACCAGCGCAUUCACACAGGAGAGAAACCUUAUUACUGCUCAGACUGUGGGAAGAGCUUUAAUCGACUGGAGACUGUCAAACGGCAUCAGCGCAUUCACACAGGAGAGAAACCGCAUCAAUGCUCGGACUGUGGGAAGAGUUUUACUGAACAGAGUGCUCUCAAAAUACACCAGCGCAUUCACACAGGAGAGAAACCGCAUCACUGCUCGGACUGUGGGAAGAGUUUUACUGAACAGAGUGCUCUCAAAAUACACCAGCGCAUUCACACAGGAGAAAAACCGUAUCACUGCUCAGACUGUGGGAAGAGUUUUACUACACAGAGUGAUCUCAAAAAACACCAGCGCAUUCACACAGGAGAGAAACCGUUUCACUGCUCAGACUGUGGGAGGAGUUUUAAUCAACAGAGUAAUCUCCAACGACACCAGCGCAUUCACACAGGAGAGAAACCGUAUUACUGCUCAGACUGUGGGUACAGUUUUACUCAACAGAGUCAUCUCAAAAAACACCAGCGCAUUCACACAGGAGAGAAACCUUAUUACUGCUCAGACUGUGGGAGGAGUUUUAAUCGACUGGAGACUGUCAAACGGCAUCAGCGCAUUCACACAGGAGAGAAACCGUAUCACUGCUCGGACUGUGGGAAGAGUUUUACUGAACAGAGUGCUCUCAAAAUACACCAUCGCAUUCACACAGGAGAGAAACCGUAUUACUGCUCAGACUGUGGGAAGAGUUUUAAUCAUCACAGUCAUCUCAAAAAACACCAGCGCAUUCACACAGGAGAGAAACCGCAUCACUGCUCAGACUGUGGGAAGAGUUUUACUACACAGAGUGAUCUCAAAAAACACCAGCGCAUUCACACAGGAGAGAAAAAUGUCCCAAAUUUGUCCCAUGGCAAUUAAAAGCGCAAAUCAUAAAUUCCACCAGAAACAAAUAUGAACUGUAUUUAACAAUGGAUUUUACAGGUUCAGCAAAACUAUUCUUAUCCAGGGAUGAUGUGUAUAGAAUUCCAUGUUAUGUUUGUAUGUCUUGUAAGUUUGAAUAUUCCAGGACAUUCUUUGUGAGACAGAGCUCAGUUUUUAGGUUAGUUACUGUUGCGCAGUAAGGUUACAGGCUCAUUCACUCCCUCUGCUGGUGUUCUUGUUUGUCUAUGGUUCAGUCCAAUUAAAAAUCUGUUACUAUAGAGGGAUAUAGAGGGAUAUUUGGUUGUGUUGUAUUACUCAAGUUUUAUACUCUCUUAUCUUUUCCUUAUUGAAUAUUAAAUGUUGCUUAUGGUUUUUUUAAUCUCCAAAGUUACUAAGAAUAUCCAAAUAAUGUAGUUUCUUAAUUGUUUUUAUCCAGUACAAACUAUUAUCUUUGUAUUACUUCACCUCUAUAUUUACCCAUGUGUGUUUUAAUAAACGGCUUUUAUAUUGCA